ACUGACACUGGAGGACAUGGCCGUGAGGUUCACCCAGGAGGAGUGGCAGCUCCUGGUCCCUGUUCAGAAGGACCUGUACCGGGACGUGUUGCUGGAGAACUACAGGAGCCUGGUGUCAGUGGGUGAGGAUGGCUGCUCCAUGUUAAAAGGGUGUCAAACCAGCAAGCCGGAUGCCCUCUCCAGGUUGCUACAUGGAGAACCAUGGACAGUGGAGGAUGAAAUCCACAGUCAGAUCUACGCAGGUGAGUGAGGAAUACCUGCAAGGAUGGUGGC
This is a messenger RNA of Cavia porcellus (domestic guinea pig), 273 nucleotides long. Its product is annotated as zinc finger protein 613. Bases 17 to 250 code for a protein of 77 amino acids. The transcript has 2 exons. Gene Ontology annotation, biological process: regulation of DNA-templated transcription. The record is from RefSeq and is a predicted model, not a curated record. Lineage: Eukaryota; Metazoa; Chordata; Mammalia; Rodentia; Caviidae.